This is a messenger RNA of Ylistrum balloti, 1125 nucleotides long. RefSeq lists its product as uncharacterized. Gene Ontology annotation, molecular function: catalytic activity. The record is from RefSeq and is a predicted model, not a curated record. Lineage: Eukaryota; Metazoa; Mollusca; Bivalvia; Pectinida; Pectinidae. The transcript has a single exon. Bases 1 to 1125 code for a protein of 374 amino acids.
AUGGACGAAUUCAAAAAUAGAUUUCUGUCAGGAACCCCACCAGAUGUUAUAGCCAUUACAGAAGUUUUACCUAAAAAUAGGAGUUAUACCCUAAAUAAAGCGGAACUGGAAAUACCAAACUAUGAACUUUUUCCAAGUAAUUUCCCAGGUGACAAAAAAAGAGGGGCAAUCAUUUAUGUGUCAAAGAAAAUAAAUGCUGUUGAAGUUCAAUUUGAAACAGAUUUUGAAGAAUGUGUAUGGGUGAGGAUAUCCUUGAAUAAAAAAGACACACUGCUAUUUGGGUGCAUGUAUAAAAGCCCAUCAUCGAGUGAACAUAAUCUUGAAGCACUUAAUGAUUUGCUGAACAAAGUAGGGGAAUGCAGAUUCACUCACACAGUUAUAACAGGAGAUUUUAACUUCCCAGAUAUAGAUUGGGAUGACUGGAGCACAGGGAACGCCAGUAGUGCCAGAUUUGUUGAAUGUAUACGGGACAAUUAUUUUUAUCAAGUUGUUGACACAGAAACCAGGCACAGGCAUGGACAAGAAUCUUCACUGUUAGACCUACUACUUGUGAAUGAUAUUAACAAUAUUAUAAAGACCGAAUACUUACAUCCCUUGGGAGCUAGUGACCAUAGCGUUAUUCAGUUUGAAUUUAAUUGUUGCUUGGAUGACGUAACGGAUAACUCUGCUCGUCUGAACUAUUACAAAGGGGAUUAUGAUAUAAUGGGUAAAGAAAUGAACAUUAACUGGGAAGAGGAAUUUGACGGACGCAACACCUUGGAAAUGUGGGACAUAUUUAUAGACAAGCUUUCCAUAUUGAUAGAUAAGCACAUCCCUAUGAGUAAAUCUAGGAAUACCAAAGGUACAAUACCACUUAGUAGGGAGACAGUUAAAACCAUUAAAAGGAAGCACCGAUUAUGGGAGAGGUAUAUGCAAGACAGAACGACAGAAAAACACAGAGAUUAUUGCAAAGCAAGAAACAAGGUUAAAAGAUUAAUAAGGAAAGAGAGAAAAGACAAAGAGCGACAAGUGGCUGAAUCAGCAAAGAGUAAUAGUAAAAACUUUUGGAAGUUCGUGAACUCAAAAAGGAAAUCUAGGAGCGGAGUGUCAGAACUACAUGAAAGCUCACAGGAUGGGAAUAGCUAG